Messenger RNA from Cylindrotheca closterium, 585 nucleotides. NCBI's taxonomy places the organism in Eukaryota, Bacillariophyta, Bacillariophyceae, Bacillariales, Bacillariaceae. The record is from the annotation of a GenBank genome assembly.
AUGGACAAAACCACUUUUGCUUUCGGACUUGAUUCCUCUAGCUCCUCGAGCUCUGAUGAUGAUAUUAUAGGCGGAUUCGGUAUAUCUCAUGAUGAUAUGCUUGAAAAUCCCGCUGUCAUUGCAACACUGCUAAAAGGAGCAGCCAGACAGAAGAGAAUGGCUCCUGGUUCCGAUGGUGACACUGUCGAAUUCACCCCUUCGCCUGAGUUUGUAGAGCUGCAAAAGAAGAAGCUAAAACUCAUGAAGGAAAAACUCGCACUUGACGAACGAAAAUUCGCCAGAAAAAGUCAGAAACUCGAGGCUUCAAUGAAAGUAAAGCGAGUCGAUGCCUUGCGGAAGAAAAAGGAAUACAAAGAAGACGUUGUUGCCGAUCCGAGAUAUCCGUCGAUUGACUCCAUGGAUACUUUGAAUAACAAAGUCAAUCUGGCCAAGGAUUUCAAAAGCUUUCAAAAGAAGAAGAAGAAAGACCCAAGUCAUGAAGAUUCACAGUUUCCGAAUGGAGAAUAUUCCGAGUCGCAAGACAGUAUCGUUCGAACAUGCCUCGCAUUCGAUUCUUUGGCUGCUAAAUGCGCCGACUCAAUCUAG